Molecule: messenger RNA, 505 nt
Organism: Drosophila novamexicana
Lineage: Eukaryota; Metazoa; Arthropoda; Insecta; Diptera; Drosophilidae
Product: ejaculatory bulb-specific protein 3
Exons: 2
Coding region: 110-487 (125 amino acids)
Source: RefSeq, a predicted model, not a curated record
CUAAACAGGCUAACAGCUUGGCAAUCAAAGCUGUGCUGUCGUACGCAACACACACACUUCGCGAAUUCCCCAAUCCGACCGCAUCAAAAGCAACAGCGCUCGAGACAAGAUGAAGGCAUCUCUGGCCAUUCUGUUGGUGUGCAUGUUUGCCGGCCUGGCGGCCGCCAGACCCGAGCAGAAGUACACGAACAAGUUCGACAAUGUGAACGUGGACGAGGUGCUGGGCAACAAUCGCAUAUUGAACAACUAUAUCAAGUGCCUGAUGGAUAAGGGGCCGUGCACACCGGAGGGACGCGAACUGAAGAAACUGCUGCCCGAUGCCCUCGAAUCGGAGUGCUCCAAGUGCACCGAGGUGCAGCGUCGCAAUUCCAACAAGGUGAUCAAUUUCCUGCGCGUCAACAAGCCAGGCGAGUGGAAGCUGCUCCUGGACAAGUACGACUCGAAGGGCAUCUACAGGUCCAAGUACGAGAAGCACGUUAAGCAUUAAAAUUAACAAAAAUACAUA